AUCACUCCCCUCGUGCUGUACUCAAAACCUCCAGCGGAGCCAUCGCUGUGUAUGCCGAGCUGACUGGGGGAGGUCGGAUCUGUACUGGUUGUCGUGGGCUGUGCAACGUGUAGAGCCGUGCUGAUUGCGAACCCUCUGCAUAACGACGGAUUUUUAAGAGGGGAAUUCACUCACCCGGGGAACCCUUCCCUCCCUGCAAACACGUCCAUCCACCACGUUCUUCAUUUAUAAACGGAGUGUUUUUGUUGCCUCUGCUUCCCACUACCACAGCUGGGAUUUGGUCAACAUCUCAGGCGGGGGUUGUGUGAUGAGGUCGCCCUGCAGCCGGGGUCUGGUUACGAUAAGAUAAGGCGUUUUUUGUUGCUAGGGCACUUUUGGCUAAAGCGUUUUUUGUUGCUAGGACACUCUUGGCUCCAUUUUCAAAGCCUCCUCGCACCCCGAGUGUGUGAAGAAAUACACAGCUGAAGGACAUAGCUACUACUGGGCUGAGAGACCCGCUGAAUAUCCAUGAGCUCCGAUUUCCCGCACUACAGUUUCAGGAUGCCAAAUAUAGGGUUUCAGAAUCUUCCCCUCAAUAUCUACAUUGUGGUGUUUGGGACGGCCAUCUUUGUCUUCAUCCUCAGCCUCCUCUUCUGCUGCUACCUAAUAAGGUUACGGCACCAGGCGCACAAAGAGCUUUAUGCAUACAAACAAGUCAUUCAGAAGGAAAAAGUAAAAGAGCUAAAUUUGCAUGAGAUUUGUGCGGUGUGCUUAGAGGAGUUCAAACAGAAAGACGAGCUGGGGAUUUGUCCAUGCAAACAUGCCUUUCAUAGGAAGUGCCUCAUUAAGUGGUUGGAGGUGAGGAAAGUGUGCCCGCUGUGCAACAUGCCGGUCCUGCAGCUCGCCCAGCAGGCUGGCAGCACGGAGCCCGCUGUGCCCAUACAGCAGCCUCUACCCGGCAUCGAGAACCUGGUCUAGCAGACUCUCUCAUUGCACACUACACACACACACACAGACACACACCCCAUCAUUCACACCCUCGCCUGUACAGUUACACAUCACUAUGAGUCUGUGGACAGAGAGGAGAAACUGGAGUUCAUGCGCAGACACAAAAGCUGCCAUCGCCACCGCUCCUAUCCUUACAUUGGUUUCCAAAAAAGGAUUUCCUGAUAUCAGAUCUGACUGAUUAUCAACCGUUUUCAUGUUUUUUCUUUCGCUGACAAUGAAGAAGAGUUGAUCUAGAAGAGGUUUACUUCUUGGCCAAGAUGUGGUCGAUAACUUUUCUCAACCAAAGCACUUUUCUGGGGACACCAGCUAAAGACCAGGAGGAAAAAAAAGAAAAGCCAAGAACUACAAUACACUAAAAUAUAUGAAAUGUUUGAUUAUUUUUAACAAGCACUUUACGAGAAGGCAAACCUUAAUUGCUUGUGAUCUUAGAAGCAAGGUUGUGUUUUAUAUUUUAUCAUUAACUAUUAUUUUUAUGUAUUGUACAGAGCCUUAUGGGUUUUCAUUUUUAUUUUGUAAAUUAUACAACAAAUCUCAAAGGGACAACAAUACCUAUAUCAGUAAAUAGAUGUCAGGAAACAAUGCUUUUAGCUGUAAUUGCAAAAAAACACACAUAAGAAAUUAGACUCAAAGCAACCUUUACAAAUGUGAAAAGGUUUGAAUGUGUUGAAAACCAGAACUCACACGAAGCCUAUUGAACUCGUUCCCUCAUCGCCUGUUUGUCGUUUUUUACAAUGUGACUGUAUUUUUUUAUUAUUAAUUUAAACAGGAAGAACCGUAAACAAAUUGUAUUUUCAUUAAAGGAAUUCACCAGGUAACAUCCGAUAUAUAUACAAGUGCUGUUAGGCACAGGCUAUAUGUAGUCACCCCAUGCAUUACUCAGAAAAACAAUCAUGCCUCUCCAACAGAAAUCACAGUUCGAUGUAACUGCUUUAACAACUGUGAUUAUCUAAACAAGUAUUAGUGGGUAAAAACUGGUGCUUUAUCCACAAAACUGUUCCACAGAAAGAAAAACAUUAAUGAGGCAAUAUUAUACAAAGAUCUACAACGUGUAACAUUAAUGUUCCGGUUUCAUUUUGCUCUGCUGCUGCAAUAUUUUUACUUUAUUGAAGAUGUGCUGUGUUAAUGUUACAGUAACACACUUCAGAUAAAGGAGACACUUCACAAAACAACAAAUGGCAAGCAUGUCAAGUUGAUUUAUCUCAAAUUCGCAACACAUCUCCAGAAAAAGAAAUGAUUGAUAACCCAAUUUAUUAGAGACCAUGAUGAAGCAGACACUGCCGAUUCAGCUCCUACUUAAAAUGUGCUGCAUACACAGAUGCAGUUUUCUUUUUUGUAUCUCUCCCAAUAUAUUAUAUGUAUUUUUUUUAUUUUAUUUAUUGCAAUCUCUUGGUACAGCUGCAUAGAGUACUGUGUUUGAGUUUGCAGAAUGAUACCUGCAUCAGAAUUACUGCCCUCAGCAGAUCAUCAGCAUAUCUGUUGGUCAAGAUAAACACUAUUUGUAACACACACACACACACAUGCACACGCACGCACACGCACACACACAGGGAGGGGCUCGAGCUGCCAGUCAUUUGUCAGCAGGUUUUAAUGAAGCAGCAUUUUCAUUCAUGCACACACACACUCACACACAGACAUAUAAAAAGGGUAGUAGUGCUUUUUGGCUGCAGCAUUCUGGUGCUUUCGCCUCUCUCCCUCUUUCUGUACGGUACAGAGAGCUUUUUCUUUUGUGCCAGCCGCACAUUAACUCUGAACCCCGCCAGCUUUUGUGGUUCUGUUUUUGUUCUCAUCCUUUGUUAGCUGCAUCUGGUAAAUGGGUUGUAGGUAAUUGUGCUGAUCUUUAAAAAAAAAAAGCUGCGUGUCAGAGUGAUGGACCUAUGAUGAGAUGGUGUAUUACCUCGGAUAUGUGUUACAAUUGUACUUUUAAAAAAAAGGUAUGAAAUACAUUAGAGAAUAUUUAGAUCAAGUUAAACAAUGUGCUCUGGAGUUACAAAAGAAACGUAACUGAUGGAAAAUAAACAACUUAACAGGAUUAUACUUUUGAAUUCUGAUUGGUUUAUAAACACACCAACAUUUAAUUGGGCCUUUGACAACUCAAAAUGUCAAAUUAGACUUAAUUCUCGAACACAAAACACUGUCACAGGCAGAGUUGCAGAGGUUCCCUUUACAUGGAUGGGUUUAAAUAAUGACAAUGCCAUUCACUUCCUGUGGCAGCAGAGCUCUGGGGGUUGAUAUGUAAUCUCUGCUGAAUGUCUGCACACACCCCACAGUGGUGACCUUUGUGGUUGGCUCAGAGCAAGCAGCAAGAUGACAAUGUCAACUGUUAGGAUAAAGAAAUUCUGCUUUUGCUUUCAUCUGUUAUGAGUCCUUGAUCCAUGCCCUUAUCACGGUCCAAUUCUCUGACACUAAUGCAGCCCUUCCCACUGAGGAUAAACUAUAAUCAUUUCCAGGCACCUCAAAUUCAAAGAAACCUAAUGUCCACAUACGCCUUAUUUAAACAAAACCUGCCAGAAUUACAAAAACAAAUACAUAUUUUUCUUUGGCUUUUAAUGAAGAGGUUGUGGCUUUAUGUUGGAACAAAUAAGCAACAGUAUGGCAGGUAAUGUACUGUAUUUGGUACCUUUUUGCUUCUUAAUCUUAAGAAGAAGCUGCCACUGUUUCUCUUAUCUCACUGCAAAUGUCCAAGUAUUAUAAGUCUUUUUGCCACUGUCCCUGAACAAUGAGAUCUUUUGUAGCUCAGUGCGAGUAACACAAGUCUUAAACGGUUUUGUCUUGGAAUGUAAAGUUGUGAAAGCACGCUUUUUUGCAUAGUCAAGUUGCCACUGAUAUCACCAUUGUUAAAUGUAUGUAGACAAGUGUCAGUAGUGUAUUUAUGAAUAAGGUGCAAAAAAGAUGCUCCUUCGUAUGAAAUAAAUGGCAGCUGAGCACUUCCUGCCAUUUGGCCAUCUUAAGUGUUGUGUUUGAUUGUAAACACGUAUAGCCUUUCCAACUGAACGUCCCUUUUACCUUCUUGUUUGCCGUCCUAAUGCCACUAAAAUCAAAGUGCCAACCAAAAAAGGAAUGAUUAUGGUUUCAAGUCCUAGCCAAUAAUGAAGAUGGUUUACAUUUUGAAAGGAAAAGAGACGGGGAGAGUCUCUGUCACGUAAACAAAGCAAAGGGAGCCAGCCAUGAAUAUAGAUAGCAUCAGGGGCGGACUGGGACUAAAAAUCAGCCCGGGACUCUCGACCGGCCCACUUCGGUACCGCAAGUAAAUACCACUAGUAAAUUGUUGACGGGGGAGGGGGUGCUAGUGACUUAUCCGACAGGCCCACUUUAGUACCGGCCCAUCGGCAUUCGUCCCGAACGUGCCAGUCCGCCACUGGAUAGCAUUAAAAGGCUUCCCACCUCUGGCUUCACGAUUGACGUCAGCGCUGCUUUUGAGUUAACACUAUUAUAAAUAGACCAGUCACAAUCCUUUAAAAGACGACGUCACUGCUUCACAUAAAAAAUGUAGUCGGGGUAGAAAGCGUCAGAAUGAUGGCCUCAGAAAGCCAUGUUCUGGAAGAAAAUGACAAACCUCUACUGUUUUAUUAAACAAUAUAGACAAGGGUUUUCAUUAUAUUUCCAUGGUUGGUUUUAGCGACCAGACCAUUUAGUAUUUGUAAUCUCUAUCACUGCCUCCCUGAAGUGAACUUUCCUCCUGUUUUUAUUGUGUGUUAUUUAUUCCUCUGAAACUCUUGUAGUGCCCUCCGAAUUCACAAACAACCUCCCUCCUUUACCAGUGUACCUGGGCAACCACCCCCUCCCCCACACCCACACACACCUUUUUGUUAACACUGAUAUGUUUGUGGACUCUCACAGACAUUGUUUGUAAAACUAAGAAUUCUGCAGCAGAAUAUUUUUGGAGACAAUUGCUGUACAGUAUUUGUAAGCUCUAUUUUUGUAUAUUGCUAUUUUGGAGAAAAUAAUAUGCAUUUUUCUUUUUAUUGUUUUUGCUAAUUUCAUCUUUAUUCAUUUUAAGAAAAUGUUGCAUGUAACUGACUUGAACUGUAAAUAAAAAUCUCCAAGUUUUGGAAACA
This is a messenger RNA of Trematomus bernacchii (emerald rockcod), 5042 nucleotides long. RefSeq names its product ring finger protein 24 (gene rnf24). Lineage: Eukaryota; Metazoa; Chordata; Actinopteri; Perciformes; Nototheniidae. The transcript has 6 exons. The coding region runs from base 508 to 957 and encodes 149 amino acids. Gene Ontology annotation, molecular function: zinc ion binding; ubiquitin protein ligase activity. The record is from RefSeq and is a predicted model, not a curated record. Gene Ontology annotation, cellular component: endomembrane system.